This is a messenger RNA of Oryctolagus cuniculus (rabbit), 851 nucleotides long. NCBI's taxonomy places the organism in Eukaryota, Metazoa, Chordata, Mammalia, Lagomorpha, Leporidae. The record is from RefSeq and is a predicted model, not a curated record.
CAAAACAACUGCCAGCCUCCCCGCUCCAUCCGCUCUGCAAGGCCAUGAGUGACCAACAGUGUGGCCUCAGCAGCCUGACGCUGUCCCACGGCAAACUCUCCGAUGCUGUCUGCCGAGACCUCUCGGAGGCCCUGAAGGCAGCCCCUGCCCUGACGGAGCUGAGUCUCCAUCACAUCAGCCUCAGCGAGGCCGGCCUGCGGGUGCUGAGCCAGGGACUGGCCUGGCCCCAGUGCCGCCUACACAGGCUCAGUCUGGCCUCUGUGGAGCUGAGUGGGCAGUCUCUGCAAGAGCUGCGGGCUGUGAAGACAGCGAAGCCAGAUCUGGUCAUCAUCCACCCAGCACUGGACGCUGACGCCGAGCCCCUCCCGGAAUGCAGCAGUGCCCUCUAAAGCCUGGAGGCCAGAGCAGGUGGAGGACCCUGUGGCCAGUGUACCCAGCCGGGGAGGGAACAAUGCUUUCAGCCUCCAGCCAAUUCGUGUGAACCAAGAGGCCCUGGACGGCUCUGGACGUCACCGACCCCAACUCCUUGAGUUCUUCCCCAGGACCUAGGCUGCUCCUCCCACCUGCGUGCCCUGGGCCCCCCGGCUGCACCCCCAGACAUGCCCAGAAGCCCUGCUAAUCUCACACCUGGUGCGGGUCAGCAGAGUGUGCAGGCCCACAAGCCGGCCCUGUGGGCAGAGACUGGGCCCUCCUCACCUCUGCCUGUUGGGCUGGCUCUGGCCAUCCCUGAGGCUCUAUGGCCUGCCCUUGGGGCACCCACUGGCCAGGGGGGCAGUGGGGACAGAGCAGCAGCAACCCUGCGGCUUGGGAGGCAACCACGUGCACUGGAAAUAAAUUUUCCUCUGGGUUCA